This is a messenger RNA of Sinocyclocheilus anshuiensis, 1703 nucleotides long. Its product is annotated as B-cell receptor CD22-like. Lineage: Eukaryota; Metazoa; Chordata; Actinopteri; Cypriniformes; Cyprinidae. The transcript is spliced from 12 exons. The record is from RefSeq and is a predicted model, not a curated record. Bases 1 to 1686 code for a protein of 561 amino acids.
AUGCUGAAGUCUGUCAGAAUGGCUACUCCUAUUUUGAUCUUUCUGCUCAUGAUUCACGGGGUUUCUAGUGGUUAUUGGGGUGUGAGUUACAGUCAUUCACACAUCUGUGCACUAAAGGACUCAUCAGUGAUAAUGAGCUGCACUUAUACAUACCCUACUGGACAUCAGAUCAUGAAAGUGUUCUGGACCAAAAACCCUGUAAAGGGUGAAGAGCCUCCAGAUCUGUCUGAGGAUCCUGAAUACAGUCAGAGGCUUCAGUAUCUGGGAGACAAACAGCAGAACUGCACCAUCAGACUGAGUCAUGUGAGACAGAAAGAUUCACACAAGUACUAUUUCAGAUUCACCACUAACAAACACGUCAAGAAAUCGAUUGGUGAACCAGAAGUGACUCUUACUGUCACAGAUCUUCAGGUGGAGGCUCCUGAGAGAGUGACAGAGGGUCAUAAUGUCAGUCUGACAUGUAAAAGCAGCUGCACUCUGACUGACAGAGCAACAUUCAUCUGGUACAGAAACUCACAGCCAUUAACUGAGAGAAGAGACGGAAACAAUCAACUCCUGCUGCAGUCAGUCAGAAGAGAGGAUGCAGGCAGAUACAGCUGUGCUCUACAUGGACACAGUUACAUCUCUCCUGCUGCUCAUCUCAGUGUCACGUAUGCACCAAAGAAUGUGUCAGUGUCCAUCAGUCCAUCUGGUGAAAUAAUGGAGGGAGAUUCAGUGACUCUGAUCUGCAGCAGUGAUUCAAACCCUCCUGCAGAAAUCAGCUGGUUUAAAGGAGGAAGGUUUGUAGGAUCUGGAAGAAUCUACAGCAUCUCAAACAUCAGCUCUGAUCACAGUGGAGAAUACAAGUGCAAGUCCAGAAAUAAACAUGGACUGAAAUACUCUGGUGCUGUGACUUUAAACGUCAUGUAUCCUCCCAGGAACGUCUUAGUGUCCAUAACUGGAUCUGCUGAAAUAGUGGAGGGAGAUUCAGUGACUCUGAGCUGCAGCAGUGAUUCAAACCCUCCUGCAGAAAACUUCAGCUGGUUUAAGGAGAAUCAAAGCUCAGCUGUUGGAUCUGGACAGAGUUUCAGUGCACUACAGAGUGGACGCUUCUACUGUGAGGCUCACAAUCAACAUGGAGAGAAAUACUCUGAUGCUGUGACUUUAAAUGUCAAGUACCCUCCAAAGAAUGUCUCAGUGUCCAUAACUGGAUCUGUAGAAAUAGUGGAGGGAGAUUCAGUGACUCUGAUCUGCAGCAGUGAUUCAAAGCCUCCUGCUCUGAACUUCAGCUGGUUUAAGGAGAAUCAAAGCUCAGCUGUUGUAUCUGGACAGAGUUUCAGUGCACUGCAGAGUGGACGCUUCUACUGUGAGGCUCACAAUCAACAUGGAUAUCAGAGAUCAGACGCUGUUACUGUCACUGUUAAAGGACGUCUGGUGAUAUUGUACAUAUCCAUUGGAGUGGUUUGUGGAGCUGCAGUUGUCGUAAUGAUGGUAAGCAGAUGGAUUAAAAACAGAAAUGGUGCACUGAAGUCUCAGAUGAAUCAAUCCAGACCUCAUGAUGGCCUACACAAAGCUUGCAAUGUUGAGAUGACUGAUCCUGUGUAUAAUAAUGUGACCGCUGCUCGACAUGACUCUAAUAUCUGUAAACCUGAACCGAACUCUUCUGUGUAUGAAAAUAUUCCAACUAAAAAGAAGAAGAGCAUGUAGUGUUUUGGACACACAGC